Messenger RNA from Trichobilharzia regenti, 651 nucleotides. NCBI's taxonomy places the organism in Eukaryota, Metazoa, Platyhelminthes, Trematoda, Strigeidida, Schistosomatidae. The record is from the annotation of a GenBank genome assembly.
AUGAAUAAUAUUACUGAGUGUAAUUUAAAACGUCAAGUUGAUGAAGUCUUUUCCAUUAUGCCACAUCAUUUUAUUCAAUGGUUAGCUGAUUCAAUUCUACGACGUGUUGCUUCUGAGCCAAAUCUACAUGAUUUAUAUGCUGAAUUUGUUCUACUCAUCUCAGAACGUUAUACAAAUUUUAGUACAUUCCUGUUAGAAAUACUAACAAAAGAAAUUGAUUAUAUCUUAAAAUUACCAAAUCUUGAUACGUGUAAUGGUAAAGCAUUGAAACAUCUUGGUGGAUUUUUAGGUCGGUUAACUAUAGCCCGGGAUAUUCCUUUAUGCGUUGAUAUUAAAUCAUUAAUUUAUACAACAUUCAAAAAUAAACCCAAUUCAUUGGAUUGUAUUAUACCGUUUAUUUCAGAAAUAUUAAAAAAUACUAAAUAUAGUUAUCAAAUUAAACCAUCAAAUCCAUGGGUUAAAGAAAUUUUACAAGUAAUUAAAGAAUUACAUCAUAUUACAAAUAAAUUAACAAUUCAAUUUGAAGUAGAAUUAUUAUUUAGUUUUCUUGACUGUGAUAUUAAUGAAUUGAAUUCAGCCUAUUAUCUUCGACGAAAUAUGAAUAAUGAGACCAACAACAACAGUAAUAACAAUGGUGACAACUAUUCAUAA